GCCAGGUGCUUUCCGCGCUGGGCGCGAGAACGCGCGCGGUCGCGGCGGGCAUUCUCGGCGUUGCCAUGGUGCUGGUGCUGGUCAUCCUGAUCCCGGUGCUGGUGAACGCGGCCGGAACGGACUCGCGCUACGAGACGCUCAGCGCCUGCAGGAUGGUCUGCGAUCCCUACGGCACCAUCAAGCCGCCGGCGCGCGCAACCGGCACCGACCCGCGCUCCAUCCAGCCUCCGACCACUUUCCUCCGCGGUCCGAAAGGGGAACCGGGGCGCACGGGACGCACUGGCCCGAAGGGAGAGCCGGGCCCACCUGGACCACCUGGACCGCCGGGCAAAGUCGGAAACCCCGGACCGCCCGGGUUACCCGGUCCACCUGGAAUGAUCGGCGGCGUCGUGAACGCGGCCACGUACACCACAGUGCCCAAAGUCGCGUUUUACGCCGGACUCAAGAAGCAGCACGAAGGCUACGAGGUCCUCAAGUUCGACGAUGUGGUGACUAACCUGGGCAACCACUACGACCCGGCCACCGGCAAGUUCACCUGCUCCAUACCGGGAAUUUAUUUCUUCGUGUACCACGUGCUCAUGCGGGGAGGCGACGGUACGAGCAUGUGGGCAGACUUGUGCAAAAACAACCAGGUGAGGGCGAGCGCGAUCGCUCAGGACGCAGAUCAGAACUAUGACUACGCCAGCAACAGCGUGGUGUUACACUUGGAGCCUGGGGAUGAGAUCUACAUCAAGCUGGACGGCGGCAAAGCGCACGGAGGAAACAACAACAAAUACAGCACAUUCUCCGGGUUCAUGAUUUACGCAGAUUAACAUGUGGCAGGACUUGCGUGAAAGUUAACCUGCCUGGUUUUUCACUCAAAGACAUUAAAAAACGCUGCAGAUAAAUGCACGCUGCAGAUAAAUGCAGUUACUGUACAUCAUGCAGUUAAAGUGUUCAGUUGUGUUUAAAAGUUAUCGUCCUUAAAGCUGGACAAGACAGUUGUAUAGUAUAUGAUGGUUAUGAUCAUGUGUAAUCCUUUAAAGGGUUCAUUUCGUGGCAAUGGAAAUAGAGGUCAGUUGGACUAUGAUGACAUCAUCCACCAGUUAGAUUUUAGACACAUCACUGUGAGAUAGUGAAAAAAAGGGUUAAUCGUGUAAUCAUGUGGUGUUUGUUUGUUGGUCAGUUUUGAGCCUGAGCAUGCGAACAUCAUGCUGUUGAGGACACUGUCACACCUCUGGUGAGCUUCAUUUUGAUUUCUACUAAGUCAAAGUACUUAAAGUUUAAAAAACGGUUCAGUAGACGAGUUACGUCAACGUUAAUAUGAUAUAUGAUACGCUGUACCUCAUUUGAUCUUUGUAUUGCUUUA
This is a messenger RNA of Clarias gariepinus (North African catfish), 1348 nucleotides long. It is a transcript of the gene c1ql3b, whose product is annotated as complement component 1, q subcomponent-like 3b. The coding region runs from base 66 to 812 and encodes 248 amino acids. The record is from RefSeq and is a predicted model, not a curated record. Lineage: Eukaryota; Metazoa; Chordata; Actinopteri; Siluriformes; Clariidae. Gene Ontology annotation, molecular function: protein binding. The transcript has 2 exons.